GAUACAUCAAUCAUACAAUUACUUGACUUUACAGAUAACGAAAGGUGUAGCAUAAACUGAUUUCAAAAUUUACAAAAUGGAAUUUCUAGCGAUUAGAAUAUGUCAAAAGUGAAAAUCCUAUUUAUUCAAAUACAACUAUGUAUAUACUUGUGAAAUUUAUCUUACUGCACGUGUUGUUGGAUUCUGCAUGUGCGUGGAAAGCACAGGAUUACUAUAACAGUAGAUACGGCUCAGAUGGAAUAAGUUAUAAUGCGGAGGAUGGUAACCAUGGCAUGUAUUCUGAUACAGAUGGAUAUCUUAUCACUAAUCCGUACGGAACUGAAAUCUAUUCCGGAUGUACAUAUAAAAAAGGGUUGAUUACGUCAUGUACAGGAACUGCCGUAAUCUUAGCUAAUCUGCCGAUACCGAACAUCACAGCUGGGACGUUUUCAGAGUCAACACGGACCAUACAAAUGUGGAAUUGUGGAGGGUUUACAACAUUUGAAGACAGGACAUUUGAGAAUUUAACACAACUUACCUACAUGAUGGUUCAAGGCACAGGCUUAAAUCAUGUUCCGGAUCUGUCCAACACGGCCAUUGAUAUUCUAAACCUAGCUGGGAACAGAAUAUCAAUAGACACUAAUAACCAUCAGGGCUGGCAAUUUCCAGAGACUAUUACUAGAAUAAACCUUGCGAACAACCUUAUCUAUUGGAUACCAGACAACAUGAUUUCUGGACCAAAUCUACGAGUUGUGAGUUUUGGAAACAACAGACUGACGCAAAUUCAGCAAAAAAUAUUCAAUGUAACGUCAGGACUUAUGUAUUUAGGAAUGGAUGGCAACCAAAUUGAAAGGAUAUCAAGAAACAGUAUUGCCCCCUUAGCAACAAACAAUUUUUUACAUUUGAAUUUGAGCAAUAAUCGACUGUCUUACAUUCAAGGAGGUUCAUUUAGUCAAUUUCCAUCACUGAAGAUAUUGGAGUUACACCAGAAUUCGAUGAGUUCAAUUAACGUGAACAUCUUUAAAGACUUACAUGCCCUUGUUCAUCUUGACCUGCACGCCAACAACAUAGAACACCUUACGAGUAAAGCUAUCGAGAAUAUUCCAUUACUGAAAGAGCUACGACUGCAUUCCCAGAAAACACCCAUGAAGUCAAUUGCUUACAAUGCUUGGUCUGGCAUUGACAAUCUUAUAGAGCUGUUUGUCAGCAGUAAUGAGCUACUGACAUUUCCACACCAAGUUCUUGGAGAAUCAACAUAUCCUAAUCUAAUAAGGAUGCAUGCUGACUUUAAUCAAAUUGGAAACAUGACAAAAUAUGGAGAAGAGGCGUUCCCAGCAAACCAGUACUCUCUACAUAGACAAAGGCUCAUCAACUUUGUUCCAUUCGCAUCUAUUCCGGCAACACAAUAUUUACGGCUUAAUGAUAAUGGGAUAACUACAAUCAACACUACAGAUUUAUGCGAGUUAAAAGAUCUUAGAUGGUUAUAUCUAGAGGACAACUUCAUUCGUGAAUCCAAAAUGGAUGUUGACUGCUUUGCGUGUCUUCCAGUACUUUACUAUCUAAAUUUGGGCGCUAACUUGAUACAGUAUGUGCCGGAUGCAGUUAAAUCAUCAGAAGUUCUCCCUAGUAUACAAUACCUCCUUCUCGCUUAUAACAAAAUAAAAUUCAUUGAAACAGGCGAUUUUACUAAUUUAAGUACAGUUACACAUCUGUACUUGGGUCAUAACGGAAUCCUAGCUAUAGAAAAUAAUGCUUUUCCAGCAAACGUAAAACAUUUGAGGCUGAACAACAAUGAGUUUCGAUUUCUGCACAAGUACCCUUUCCAAAACCUUACCAGUUUGAACCAUUUGACGCUCCAUAACAAUGCAAUACAAUACAUACCAGACCAUGCAUUCAUGGGAAGUACAACUAUAAGUUAUUUGUAUUUAAGCAAUAACAACAUAGCUCAGCUGAAGAAAAACUUCUUCGAGGAUGCGCCAUUGAACGGGAAUUUUUCUGCCGCGAAUAAUGACAUAGGAUGGAUAGAAGAUGGGACAUUUGCACAUAUAUCAUCCAUGAAUCUUUUAGAUCUGUCAAAUAACAAGCUGACUUUAUUACCAACUGGAGGUGACUUUCACGACCUCUCUGUUUCACUCUGGCUGGACCUGUCCAAUAAUAGAAUAAAUAUUCUCGAGACGGAUAAUUUUAAAAAUUUAGUUCUUGGAGAGUCAUUCUUUCUAUCUGGGAACCAGAUCACAGAAAUUGAGAGUUAUGCAUUUAGAGGUUUAUGGGCCAAGAAUCUUUAUCUCACAAACAAUCCUUUGAGGAAGCUGAAUUCGUACUCCUUGCAUAACCUACAUAUAUCUGAACAUAUAUUUAUGCAUAGCUUGUCGUUUUCAACAAUACCAACAAUGGCGUUCAGUAGCGUGGCGGCGACCAACUUUUAUCUAGGUUCCGGUAUAGUAUCUGAUAUAGAAGAAAGUGCAUUCAACGAUUUGCAGGUUGUAAUUCUGGACUUAAGUGGAAAUAGAUUAAAUAUCAUCGGAAAUCCCAUAUUUGGAGGAACUUCGUACGUAUCCGACAAUUUCUAUUUGAACGGGAACGGUAUGUACGGUAUAAGUUACGACGCAUUUGAGAACUGUGGCAUGAAAGAUAUUUAUCUUGGCAAUAAUGCGUUCACUUUGUUCCCACAAGUGAUUCAAACAAAGCGAUUCGAGAUCAUUGAUUUAACCAACAACAAUAUAACGGAGAUUCCGACUGGGUACCUGGCUGGACAAACUUUCCUUAAAGAACUUUACUUGGGUAAUAAUAUAAUCGAGUACCUAGAAGAUGGAGUUUUUGAAGACUUAGGGGCCAUGCUUAUUCUAUCAAUUGCUAGCAACAACCUGAACACACUACCUGAAGGACUUUUUGUAAACAUGACAAUCCUGGAGGAGCUGUAUUUGUCAGAUAACUCAAUGACACACUUACAUUCUCUUGGUGAUAAACAAAACCUUCAGAUAGUCAAUGUUGGUAGCAACAAUAUUCGGACGUUGGCUAAUUCAGGCUUUAAUGAUCUGACAAGUCUACAGGAAUUAAACUUGGGAAACAAUCCAUUAGAAUGUUCGUGUCAGAUGAUGUCUGCAUUGGAACCCAUUGCUUCAUCUGUGACUUCGGGAACAUGCGAGCAAAACGACCUAGCUUAUGGUGCUUCUCUCGCAGAAAGCUCAACAGGUUCACCAAACCACUUUCUCACAAUGAACAGCACUUUCUUCCAGUGCAGUGGUGAAAAUGUUGUUAGUCGCGACGUCACCCAAACAGAAUUUACAUUGAUAUGGGAUCAGCCGGAAUUUACCUAUUUUAGAUUGAAUGGAAGUUUAAAUUUUCCGUACCUGACAGGACCUGUAAACUACACAGUUAACUGCAGCAGUGCCUCUGGAACAACGUUAACUGAUAUGAUCAUAGAUGACGAGGCUGUAAAUGGAUCGUCCUCUUUUAAUGUAACAUUUGUGGAGGCUGACGGAGUACUACCAGGAACCUCAUAUGAAUGUUCUGUUAAAACUACAAUAGAUGGUCAAGACAGCGCAAAGAGCCCACCGGCAGUAUUCACCACACCUGAUGGAACAGGGACAAUUACACCUGCUGGUCCAAAUGAUAUAGAAGUUGAUGCAACGUUUUACGACUUUAGUAAACUUCACGUGGACUUUGAUGACUUAGAAUAUAUCACAAUAUCCAAUCCAAGCUACGUUGACAGUCCAUAUGGGGCGUGGCUUUCUGCAUCAAGCACACCCACUAGUGAUACAUUUUCAACAUGGUAUAGAGGAGAUGACGUGAAUAACAAUAACAUUGUUAUUGAUGGAUCACUUAUUCUAAGAGCCCAAACUGGAACAAUUAAAAGAUACUAUUCGGAUGCAUAUUUCCCAGCAGAUGGAUCAGGUUUUCUGUCUCAAUCUCAACAAGAUUGUAACGGCCAGUAUCAUAACUUUGGAUUCACGACUGCGGUACGAACAGGGAUUGUUUUUGCAGGAACAGAGAAAAUAACGUUAGCUGGUGGAGAAGCAUUGUGGUUUUACAUUAAUAAAAUCAGGAUGUUUGAGUUUAUAUCUGUAGGAUCAUCAACCAUCAAAUGCUAUGUUAUUAGCCUUUCCAAUGCACUUGCACCAGAUGGUGUUGCGUACGUGCAGGAAGGUACUUUAUCUGGAGAAUCAUGCACAAGUUUAUCAGCAGCAACUAAUAUAAGUCUGCCAUUAGAGAUCGGUGUAACGUAUCAUAUGGACAUCUUCCAUGCUGAAACACGACGCUGUAACUCGGAAUUACUAUUUGAAGUAGAAGAUACGACCUUUAGCCUUGACAAAACUGUUGACCUUCCUAUCGAUUAUUCGGUCUCGUGGAACGAAGAUACGCAGAUAGGAGAAAUCCUAGCGGAAGUUAAUCUUAUAGACGACUUCUCAAUUGGCUCCUACAGUAUUUCGUUAUAUAAAGGUAAUGAACAACGUCGGUUUACAAUUGAGCCACCUUCAUACACGUUCACUGCUUCCCCUGUUCCUGCCCCAGAUUACACAACAAUAACCGACAUAGAAGGAAACACUGUCAAUUAUGUUGCUUGUAAUGCGACAUCACCACUAGUAACCAUGGCUAAUGACGCGUCAGCAGAAUCGUUUUCGAUAUCUUCGACGUCACUGUACGUUACGCUAGCAGACGAGUUAGAUUAUGAAGUCACGAAAGAAUAUUACCUUUUGUUAUCUGUAAUUGAUGACGGUAAACCUUUAACAGGGUACAUAGCUGUCCGGAUCAUCAUCGUUGAUGUGAAUGAUAAUUGUCCAAUUUUAUCUCCGACGUCAUUUUCGUUGACUCCCCAACCCGUGUUACGAGAACCAGCAUUUACCACAUUCACUGUAUCAGAUGCAGACAGUGGUGAAAAUUCUAAUAUCCAUUAUGUUGUUUCCAGUGUUACAGAAGACCCACCUGUGAACUACGACGGAUCAGAAGAUCUCUGGGAUGUUGUAUAUUUAGAAUAUACGUCACUGUUAUUUAAUGUGAUUGCAAUGGACAACGGCACUGUACCCUUUGGUAUGACAGCCGCUAUAAAUAUCACAGUGAGCAACACUUGUGUGUUAGAUGUUUUAUUCGGGAAGAUCAGGUACAUGUUUCAUGUGAAUGACACAACAGGAGAAAUGACAUUGAGAAUACCUGGAUACUGGAUGUAUGAAUUUAAGUGUGAUGACGUCAUCGGAUUGACAACAGGCACAGUAUUAGAUAACAUGUUGUCAGCUUCGUCAGUUUCUAACAAGGAUUCAACUCACGCUGGAAGAGCUCGGGUUAACCAUAUAGAAAAUACAUACAGUCAGUUAGCUGGGGCAUGGGUAGCAGGAGUUCUUGAUACGAACCAGUAUGUUGAAGUAGAUAUGAACAUGCCAUAUCGUUAUACAGCAGUUUAUAUACAGGGUAGAUCGGAUGCUGAUGAAUGGGUGACAUCUUUCAAGUUACUGUAUUUUGAUGAGGAUACAUCAGUAUGGACAACUUAUACUAAUGCCUUAGGCUCAGAUACAUUUGUUGGCAAUACUGACAGAACGACUGUUGUAAGAUACGACCUUGACCCCGUGAUAUUGAGUAACAAAGUACGUGUUAACCCACAAACAUGGUCUGGGAAUAUCGCCAUGAGGAUAGAGUUUGAGGGCUGUCCACAAGCAGAACAACUGUUUUAUGAUGUGAGCUGUCAACGAUGUGAGACUACAUAUUACUGUGAAGGUGAGGGUGUUCAGAAAUUGUGUGGCAGAUGUGAAGAUGCUAACGCCACGUGUAAUAAAAACCCUAUUGAACAUUCGUUUGGGGCACAGUCGGAAUGUUCGCCUUGUCCGACUGGAUGGAUAUGUAAAAAUGGAUACGCAACUCCAUGUGACUUAUAUCACUAUGAAACGUGCACUAAUACGUCAUGUCCGACGUCAUGCACCCAGUGUGAGCCAGGAUAUGCUUGCUAUCUCGGCAUAAGAAGAAUUUGUUUGCCGGGGUCAUACUCGGAUGGGUUUCAAGAGCAUUGUGUAUCCUGUGAUGAAGGUUUUUAUCAAGACUUAGAAGGUCAAAGCACUUGUAAAAGCUGUAGCCCAGGCUUUUACAGUGCGAGACGAAUGGAUGGGUGCGAGAAAUGUGAACCUGAAGAGUAUAGUACAGGAAUAAGAUGUAUUGCAUGUGCAGAUGCCACUGAAUGUCCGUGUCUUGAUGGCGACAAGUGUUAUUCUGAAUCCUAUUGUUAUAAUACAGGAUCAGGAGGGUACGGAUGUACAGCUUGCGAGGCGGGUUUGACGGGUGAUGGUACAACAUGUACAGAUGUAGAUGAGUGUACAGUUUAUCAGCCGUGCUUUCAAAAUCGUUGUAUCAACACCGAGCCGGGAUAUCAGUGUCUAGAAUGCCCAAUAGGAUAUACUGGAACAUUUGAAGAUGCCUACUCUCACGAUAAAUACUUGCGUGUAUUUAUAUAUAGGAAUUUGGAAAAAUCGAACUUUACUUACCAAGAAUGUGAGGACGUGGAUGAAUGUGCAACAAAUAAUGGCGGAUGCGAUCCACGUAUGGAAUGUGUUAAUACUAUUGGAAGCUACUAUUGUGGUUUUUGUUCAGUUGGAUAUAUAGGGACCAAUAGGAGUGGCUGUUACCUUGACAACUUUUGUUUAUCUGGCGCCCAUGACUGCACAGAUUUAGCUGACUGUGUAUAUCUCGGUCCUGGACAGUACAAAUGUGUGUGUAAGCCGGGUUACGCUGGGAACGGAGCGAAAUGUGGUCCUGACACGGAUAUGGACGGGUUUCCGGACAGCGGAUUGCCCUGUGUCGAAUGGGGAUGUCGAAGGGAUAACUGUGGAGUAGUACCAAAUAGUAUGCAGGAAGAUACGGAUGGUUAUGGCUUUGGUGAUAAUUGUGAUGAUAAUGAUGACCGUGAUAACAGAUAUGACUAUGAAGAUAAUUGUCAAUUUGUGGAUAAUAAUGACCUUCUGGAUACAGACGGCGAUGGUGUUGGUGACGCCUGUGAUAAUUGUCCUAAUGACGGUAGCUCAAUAAGCCAGGCUGAUGCUGACGGAGAUGGAGUGGGUGACUUAUGUGAUACUGAUGACGACAAUGACGGAAUUCUUGAUGGCUCUGACAAUUGUCCGCUUGUUGCAAAUGUUGGACAAGAAGACACAGAUGGUGAUGGUGUUGGCGACGCCUGUGAUAAUUGUCCUAGUACAUCAAACUCCGCCCAGACAGACUCAAAUGCUAAUUUCUAUGGUGAUUCUUGUGAUGCUGUAGGUGCAUCAAACAUCGAUGAGGACGGUGAUAGUAUACCAGAUGCAUUUGAUAAUUGUCCGUCGUAUAUGAAUGGCGAUCAGGCCGAUACAGAUAACGACGGCAUAGGAGAUUUGUGUGACACAGAUAUUGACGGGGAUGGUGUUGAUAAUGAUAAUGACAACUGUCCCUUUUAUGUUAACGCUGAUCAAACUGAUGACGACGGAAACCGCGUUGGUGAUAUAUGCGAGGUUGACUUGGAUAACGACGGAGUCAAUAAUCAAAACGAUUCAUGUCCUUAUAAUUCAGCACUGCAUGAAUCUUCAUUUAAAGACUAUUUCACAGUGGAUUUAGACCCUUCACUUUCAACGAUUACCCCAGUUUGGCUUGUGAAAAACAAUGGGGGUGAAGUAAUGCAGACUACUGGUACCGAAAUGCCCACAAUGCUUAUAGGUACCCAAUUAUAUGGCGCGAUUCAGUAUAGAGGGACUUGGUAUGCUGAUCACGAGAAUGCUGAUGAGUAUUUCAGCUUUGUGUUCGGCUAUGCAAAUAACAGGAAGUUCUAUGUUGUGAUGUGGAAAGGCAAACACUAUAAUUAUAAAGAAGACUCGGCAUCUACAUACAAGGGAGGAAUACAAGGAGCACAGAUUAAGCGGGUUGAUUCGUCAACUGGGCCAAGUUCUAGUCUUGCUCAAGCUUUGUGGCACAGUUAUUCCGUUUCCGGACAGACGACUAUGUUGUGGCAAGAUCCGGAUAUGAAUGGUUGGGAACCUCUUACUUCGUACAGAUGGUAUCUUACACACAGACCGUCAAUUGGAUAUAUAAGCUUACAAAUAUACCAAGGAUCUAAUCUUAUCUGUGAUUCCGGAGACCUGUACGAUGCAUCUAUUAAUGGUGGUAGAGUAGGCGUUCUGCAAUUUGGAGAAUUUCCUACAAUCUGGUCAAACCUACAGGUAGACUGUCUAGAACAUACCAACCAUGGUUUAUACUUCGACGGAGUAGAUGAUUACGUUGAAUUAAAUGAUGCUGUAACACUUGGAAUGGCAAACAGCUUCACUAUCGAGACUUGGAUAUCACUUGACACUGGUUACACUUCCGGUCCAUACCCUAUAUUUUGUACUGCAGAAGAGACAAUCUGUAUGUCAAUAGAAUCAGGAAAAGUGGUUGGUCGCUAUGGAGAUUUCACUGUGACGUCAUCAACUUCAUUGUCAGCUGACCAAUGGUAUAAUGUCAUCUUUAGACACAGGAUAGAAGAUGAGACGAUUUCCGUCUUUAUUGACGGAACAAAAAGAGGUGAAACAUCCAGCGUUGUGAUAUUAGACUUGCUUGUCCUAUCAGCUAAUGCAACUGACUUGACAAUGUUCAUUGGAAAAGAUAAUUCUGCAUAUUUUCGAGGAACGAUCGACGAGGUUCGGAUAUAUAGUGAAGGUAUCCAAGACAACGAAUUAACAAGUCAUAUCAGUCUCCAAUCUGUAGAACGUCCUGCUCUCAAAAAUUACGGCAAACUGCAUUUCCGCAUGGAGGAUUCUAUAUUCGCAAAUGCAACAUUAUACAAUUCCGGACUUAUGUCAGGUGCCACUGCAAAACUGAACGGAGGUUCAUUUGUUCAGAGCUAUCAGCAAUACAAUCAGUUCAAGAUAGCAUAUCCAAACAACAAAUAGAGACAAUUUUAUGUAUGAUCAAAGUGUAUAUACAUUAUUAGCUGUUAUAUUAAACGGAGUCGGUCAUAAGCUAUGCUUUUUCUUGUUUUUUUGAUAUCAUUUUGAACAUUUUUGAUAACACAAAAGUCCUAUUUUUUCAACUAUAACUAAGAAUAUUUUCAUCUGAGAACACAGUUAAUAUAGGUAAAUUUAUAAUUGUAUAUACAGAAAUGUUUAGUGUCUAACUUUAUGCAUGAUAUAGUUGAUGUAAACUUUCCCUCUAAAACAAGGUUACUGUUGGCGUUUAAGUUUUACUAACCUUUCUUAUGUCAUUGAGUUAAAUGUUUAUCAAUAACACUAGUAACUGUAAUGUACAUGAAAUUUUAUUUAUAAUUGAAACUUGUAUAAAUUAUUAGAUCAAUGCAUUGUUCAGUGUAUGUGGUCUGAAUCUCCCAUAUUCCUCUCUUUUUAUCGUGCAUAAUUUGUAUUAAGUGUUUUGAAAUGUUAUCAUAAUUUGAAAUAUGUAACACAUUUUCUUAUUUUAAAUGUAUAUUACUGAAAAGUUUCUGUAGAAUUUAACAUAGCUGUUAAUUUUGCUCUUCAUUUUCCCAAAAUAAUAAUAAAAACAAAUCAUAGGCAAUGUUAUAUAGAUCGCAUAUAUUUGCACAAAAUACUUUUGAGAACAAUUUUCAAGUUGACUGAUGUAGGGACUCUGAUUCAUUGACCAAACACAUAUGAUGUUGUUGGCAUUUCUUUUGUUUCUUUUUAUCUGACCAAUCUAUAAUUAUAGCUAGACUAUAUGUUUAAGAAGAUAAAGGCUGCGGGUGAUAUUGUUUAACUACAUAUAAUUGUACUAUUCAUAGUUUGUUAAUAAACCAAUCUUUACGAA
Messenger RNA from Ruditapes philippinarum (Manila clam), 9717 nucleotides. RefSeq lists its product as uncharacterized. The transcript has 59 exons. The record is from RefSeq and is a predicted model, not a curated record. Gene Ontology annotation, biological process: homophilic cell-cell adhesion. Gene Ontology annotation, molecular function: protein binding; calcium ion binding. Gene Ontology annotation, cellular component: extracellular region; plasma membrane. NCBI's taxonomy places the organism in Eukaryota, Metazoa, Mollusca, Bivalvia, Venerida, Veneridae. Bases 138 to 8849 code for a protein of 2903 amino acids.